CCCCAAGCAAGCCAGUCAAGUCGGACCUGCACCUGCACCUCAACAACGAAAAAAACUCGAUUCUCGCGAUCGGAGAGCCAAUCCGGGCGUAUAUAUAAAUGCUUGAACGGCUCGCGCGGCGGCACGGCACUCAGGUUGCUGGGCUUGGUGGCGCAAUAAAAAGGGACUCGCCGCGUCGCGUGACGCGCGCAGGCGGCUGAAAAGCCAACUGGGUGGCCCCACACCCAACGAAAAACGGUGGUAAGCGCUCGCCGGAAGCACCGUCGCCGGCAAAACUGCUGCUGCACUCUGAGCAGCACUCUAUGCACCAGCGCGCGGCGGCGCGUAGACCCGUGGGUACUAAGGGCGAACCCCACUGCUGAAAAAAAGAAACCCUCGCGCGCCAGCGAAGCGCCGUAACUCGCUAAAAACCUUAUCUGUUCGUAACGCCGGCCGGCGGCCGCUUCGCAACCAGAACAAGAUGAAGCGCCUCCUCGACCAAUGGGAGCGCAAGAACUCCAAGGCCAAAGGCCAACAGACGGUAGAUGACUGGGAGAGAGAAAUAGCGGACGAUGAGGUGAUGAGAGACGCCUCGCCUCCACCGGCCCCGCCCAGUCAACCGGUCGUCUCGGACGACUCCGUGGAACUGCCGGCGCCUCUAUUACCAGGCCAGGUCGAGGCCCUCGAGACCGUGGGCAUCUGCAUGCUCGUGGAGUAUAUGCUCGCGCCCCCUGGUGCGGAGGAGCCCCAACAACUAAGGGCGUUCUGGCCAGAUGCCUCGGCAGCGACGCCCGUGCGGACUCCGCGUCUGUUUCUCGUCGACGGCGUCUUCAUGAGACCGCACCGCCGCGACGCCGUCGAGGCGGCAGUUUCGCGACGGCGUCCGUGCCACACAGGUACCCGCCCAAAACACUGAGGUGCUCCACGACUUCAUGUUUCGGUUGUUCGCUACCUGUAUGUACACGCCUGAAUGCUCGGUGCUCGCGUUCAUGUUACGCGCGGUGCAUGAAUUCAAAUUGUUGCUAUGCGACUCACUGAUUGAUUUGCGCACAGGUACGUUUUGAGGCUACUCUCGUACCAUCCGCACUUACGGGUGACGCCGCGGAACUGCCAGCGCUUACUCUUAUGCUCAGUUAUGGUCGCGCAAAAAAUCCACGACGACACGCCGCUGCGCAACGUCGACUUCGCGGUGGCCUGGGGACGGGUCCUACCCGGCGAGCGGCCGGUCCCCGUCGAGCGCGUCAACGCCAUGGAGCGCGUCUUCCUGGGAGCGCUUGGCUUUGAUUUAUAUGUGCCUCGGGAUCAGUACGAAGCCUGCGUGUCGGAGCUGCACGGUGUCGUGCGGCAUCACUCCGCGACGUCGCCGCGCCUACCGCUACUGUUAGAGAAGCACGCGGCCUUCAUGACCGGCCCUAAUAGGGCCCGGUUCCCCUGGAUCGCGCCGCCGCCGCCGCGCCGGCCGAAGCGGCCGCGACAAAAAAAGCCGGACUCGUAGUCACAUGCUACUCCACAAGUUGUGGUCUUCCCCCAGUUAAUCGUGUUGUUACAUAGUCUUA
Molecule: messenger RNA, 1535 nt
Organism: Pelagomonas calceolata
Lineage: Eukaryota; Pelagophyceae; Pelagomonadales; Pelagomonadaceae
Source: the annotation of a GenBank genome assembly